GCGGCUGGCUGGCUGGCCUGGCUUAAAACCGUCUUCGCCAAGAUAGACAGGCGCCUUGUGUGACCCGACUUGCUGUGCAGAAGUCAGAAUGUCGAGCCGUCGGUAGCUGACUGUACGCAUUUGGAGAAGUAGAGACAAUAGAGCGAAGAUGGGCAGUACAAGGCAGACUUGCAAGAGACGGCGGCGAUUGUGCGGUAUCGCGGCUGCGGCGUGCCUGUGUCAGCCUGCCUUGGCUGUCGAUCUGACCUAUACACCCAGCACGACGCCCGCCGGCCUGAGCAACGACGUCCUCGUGUCCGUUGCAGCCAAUCUGGCCCUCAUCGCCAACGCAUCCUGGGAGAUCGGCGUCCGAGCAGAAGCGCUCACAGAGUGGCUCUAUCCUAGCUUUUCAGUCUACGGAUCUAACCCUUUCGUCAAUGGCACACCUGCCGCAUCGCCUGAUCUCGUCAUAGAUAUCGCUAACACGUUGCUAGCCACCCGACCGGCAAACGGGACGAAUGCAGAAUCGCUUAUCCCGGGCGAAGGAUCUACAGCAGAUCCUGCGAGCAUCGGUGUAGCUGUCUUGCUCGCUAACAAGACGAGCUCGACGCCGAACGUUGGCUAUGCAGAUGCGGCGACGGGCCAGCUCAACUACUUGCUUACUGUCGCUCCUCGAGCGCCAAGUGGGGCAAUAUCGCAUAGAGUAGAGCAAGUUCAGCUUUGGUCAGAUAGCGUGUACAUGUCACCGCCCUUCAUUGCCUACUAUGGCGGUAUGACGAGCAACGUCAGUCUCCUGCAGCAAGCUGCACAACAGUGUCAGCUCUACUACACUGCCAUGGUCGACGAGACCAAUCUCUUUAGACAUGUCGUCGACGGCGAUGUCACCACGCAAGAUCCUGGCCAUUGGGCCACUGGGAAUGCCUGGGCAGCAGCCGGAAUGCUUAGAGUCCUUGCAACGAUAGAGAAAACGCAGUUCUCAGACGAUCUGCAAGCCGAGCGCACUUCGCUCGUGACGAUGGCACAGACUAUCCUGACUGCGGCCUGGCAGACGACGUCCGAGAACGCAACGCUCAAUUAUCCGGAUACAAACGCAAGCGCCUCGGCUAGAUUCCCAGACAUGGCUUCCUCAGCUCUCUUUGCACAUGCAACUUAUCGACUUGCUACACUUGGCUAUGAUACACAAGACUCGCUCGUGCCCGCUGCCGAACGGGCACGCGUGAUCGUGCAGAACAAUAUCGAUAGCUCUGGCUACUUGCAAAAUGUCGUCAAUCCUCUCAAUUGGGGACAGAUCCUGCCGUCGGAUCAGCACUCGCCGGAAGCGCAAGCGUUUGUACUCUUGAUGAAUGUCGCCUGGCAAGAUUGGGAAGCAGUCGCAAUGGUCAGCAACACGACGACAGUAUCACCUCUUGCUUCUGCUGCAACCAAGACAUUCUACGCGCCGCUUGCACUGGCGUUGAUCUCCUUGAUCGCACUUGUCUGAACAGAACACUCUUACGACGCAGAUACACGCAUCUCAUCUUACGUUUUCCUGACCCUUAUUGUUGUCAUCUUGCCUAUGCAAUUAGCAAUCGAUUCUGCGC
Mixia osmundae IAM 14324 is the source of this 1559-nucleotide messenger RNA. RefSeq lists its product as uncharacterized. The transcript has 3 exons. Gene Ontology annotation, biological process: carbohydrate metabolic process. NCBI's taxonomy places the organism in Eukaryota, Fungi, Basidiomycota, Mixiomycetes, Mixiales, Mixiaceae. The record is from RefSeq and is a predicted model, not a curated record. Bases 149 to 1459 code for a protein of 436 amino acids.